This is a messenger RNA of Ziziphus jujuba (common jujube), 1326 nucleotides long. RefSeq names its product tetraketide alpha-pyrone reductase 1. The coding region runs from base 239 to 1225 and encodes 328 amino acids. Gene Ontology annotation, molecular function: oxidoreductase activity, acting on the CH-OH group of donors, NAD or NADP as acceptor. The transcript is spliced from 6 exons. Lineage: Eukaryota; Viridiplantae; Streptophyta; Magnoliopsida; Rosales; Rhamnaceae. The record is from RefSeq and is a predicted model, not a curated record.
CCAAGAUGACAUAAAUUUAUUAAAUUCAACACUUCUGCAUGGCUUGCCUACUUCCAACCUCAACUCAUCUUUCUAUUAUUUAUCUCCUUCCAUGGUCACCCAACCUCCAACCAUUUCUAAUGGUAAAGCCAUAUGCAUAUGUUAUAUACACAUGCUAAUCUCCAAAGCUUGGUGGCAAGAAAGGCCUCCUUAACAUAUGUAUGGUAUUAUUAGUAGUAUAUCAGCUUGAAGAUAAAUAAUGGAUAAAAUGAUUGAACCCAAAUUAGGCAAAGUUUGCGUUACAGGAGCUUCUGGGUUUUUGGCUUCUUGGCUUGUUAAGCGACUGCUCUUGUCUGGAUAUCAUGUAAUUGGAACUGUUAGAGAUCCAGGAAAUGAGAAGAAAUUAGCACAUCUAUGGAGGUUAGAAGGAGCCAAUGAGAGACUCCAACUUGUGAAGGCAGAUUUAAAGGAAGAAGGCAGCUUUGAUAAGGCAAUCAUGGGGUGUCAUGGAGUUUUCCAUACAGCCUCCCCUGUUUUGAAACCUACAUCUGAUCCAAAGGAAGAAAUUUUGGGACCUGCAAUGGAAGGGACAUUGAAUGUGUUACGAUCAUGUAAGAAGAAUCCAUAUCUAAGGCGUGUUGUUCUCACUUCAUCAUCUUCAACAGUAAGGGUGAGAGAUGAUUUUGAUCCUAAUAUGCCAUUGGAUGAGUCAUCUUGGAGCUCUAUGGAACUCUGUGAGAGACUACAAAUUUGGUACGUACUAUCAAAAACCUUAGCUGAAAAGGCAGCAUGGGAAUUCUGCAACAAGAACGGAAUUGAUUUGGUUACUGUUCUGCCUUCAUUUGUGAUUGGACCUAGUUUGUCACCUGAGUUAUGUUCCACGGCAUCUGAUGUCCUUGGCCUUCUCAAAGGGGAAACAGAGAAAUUCAAAUGGCAUGGAAGGAUGGGAUAUGUUCACAUUGAUGAUGUUGCAGCUUGCCAUAUCCUUGUUUAUGAGCAUAAAACUGCUCAUGGAAGGUUCCUUUGUAGCUCAACUGUGUUGGAUAAUAAUGAAUUAGCUUCUUUCUUGUCAGCAAAAUAUCCCUCCCUACCUAUCCCAAAAAGGUUUGAACAACAAGACAGGCCAUACUAUGAGUUCAACACCUCCAAGUUGAAGAAUCUAGGAUUUGAGUUCAAGACCAUAGACGAUAUGUUCAAGGAUUGCAUUGCAUCUCUCGUGGAGCAAGGCUAUCUUUCUUCAAUAUAGCUAUAUAUUUUGCUUUAUUCAAUAUAGUUAUAUAUGCUUAUAAAUGAUAAAGAAUAAUAAUGUCUCAUAUAGGAAGCCAAUAAAGUAUGUCGUUUUACAUA